AGGAUCUGAGUGGUUGAUUGUAGUACCGAUACCUUCUACACUGCGAUUAGUCUUACGCAAGGCCUUUCUCCACGUCGGGAGAUGUCGGGACGCCGCUGCACAGAUAUUGUGAGUGCCUAAAAAGGCAGAUGACGCUUUCUUCCGGCACGUUGACACCCGAGAAACGACGACAUCAAGUACCAAAUUAAAUACCGGCCUAUCCCUCCCUUCAGCCACUGAAUUCACCGUUAACAUGGCCAGUGCAAAAAUUGCUACAUUGUUAAUCCGAACUAUCGCGAAACCAAUAAGUGCUACCCUCAAGGAGCAAGCUAAACGGCAUGACCGGUUUCGAACAUUCUGUGUCUCAUUGGCCCAGGGAAUGUACCGUGCCGAAGUGAGGCUGAGGACUGGAAUGUUGGGAGAACCUGCGAAACAUAUACGCCCACUUUCCGAACAAAAAGCUAUAGACAAUGGAGCCAAUGCGUUAGCAGAAGGAUUUUUAUUCAGUGUAGCAGCGCUCUUGAUCAUAGGAGAAACAUGGCGGUCAUCUCGAAGUCAAUCCAAGCGUAGAGAUGACGUGGAUGACAAGCUAGAUGAGCUGGGAACACAGGUCACAGAGAUGAAAACACGAAUAAACGUACUCACAGAUCAGCUGGAGCAGAGGGACCUGGAACAACAGCUAAGAAAUGACGAGCUCACGCGAAUAUUGGAGCGUGUAGUCGAAAUUGGACUUCGAGGUGGAUGGGCCGAAUUUGAGGAUACGCCCCUUCAGUUUCCUCGCAUAUCUCUUGCGCCGACUGCUUCUUCUGUCUCUCAUUCCCCCCUACCCCCCGACGAUACCCGAAUAGACGUAAAUACCCCAGACAAAGAUUCGAAAUCCUCAAAUAAUAAGCCCCCCUCUUCAUAAUAUUCACAUGUAUAGAAAUCUAAUGCUGCUUCGCUCCAAAUGACUCGGAAUGACUCCGAAUAUUCUUCACACCGAAGCAAAUGCAAGAAACUCGCAAAUAUAUGUCCGAGAUACAUGCAUGUUAGGACCGUAGAUGGGACAUAUUGGA
Desarmillaria tabescens is the source of this 1034-nucleotide messenger RNA. RefSeq names its product optic atrophy 3 protein-domain-containing protein. Gene Ontology annotation, cellular component: mitochondrion. Gene Ontology annotation, biological process: regulation of lipid metabolic process. The record is from RefSeq and is a predicted model, not a curated record. The transcript has 5 exons. Lineage: Eukaryota; Fungi; Basidiomycota; Agaricomycetes; Agaricales; Physalacriaceae. Bases 233 to 886 code for a protein of 217 amino acids.